This is a messenger RNA of Chiroxiphia lanceolata (lance-tailed manakin), 637 nucleotides long. RefSeq names its product nuclease EXOG, mitochondrial-like. The record is from RefSeq and is a predicted model, not a curated record. NCBI's taxonomy places the organism in Eukaryota, Metazoa, Chordata, Aves, Passeriformes, Pipridae. The transcript has a single exon. Gene Ontology annotation, molecular function: nucleic acid binding; metal ion binding; hydrolase activity. Bases 1 to 585 code for a protein of 194 amino acids.
AUGCAAACAGUGCAGACCCUUGAACGUCAAUACAACAUCAGCAAAGCGCAAAUCAUGCAAAGCCAGGCUGUCAACGCAGACUAUGAUCACAGCGGCUGGGACCGUGGCCAUUUGAACCCCAAUGGCCACCACAACACCUUGGACAGCAGGAAUGCGACCUUCACCCUCACCAACAUAGUGCCCAUGAACGAAAAACUCAACCGAGGCACCUGGAAAAAGUACGAGCAGCAAACGAUGGCCAAUAAAAGCAAGGACUGUCAAACCACCUAUGUCAUUGUGGGGGCUGUGCCUGGGAACUCCUCCAUCUCCAAUGGGAGGGUUAAUGUACCCAGCCACAUCUGGUCUGGUGCCUGCUGCAAGACCAAGAACAACACCAUGAGUGCUUGGGGGGCCAUUGCCGAGAACAACCAGGACCAGGUCUGGGACCUCACUCUGGGACAGCUGGAGAACAGUUUGGCCCAGCUGUAUGGAAUGCAAAAUAUUUCUCUCUUCCACAGUUCCUGUCCCCGUACAAACCCCUCACAUCCCGGGUGUAAAAGGCUCAGGGGCUUUUCCCACAUAUCACAGUAUCACAGAAUGCUUUGAGUUGGAAUGGACCUCAAGGAUCAUCCAGUCCCAACCCUGCCUGCAAUAUAGC